Molecule: messenger RNA, 552 nt
Organism: Aphanomyces astaci
Lineage: Eukaryota; Oomycota; Saprolegniomycetes; Saprolegniales; Verrucalvaceae
Exons: 2
Coding region: 1-552 (183 amino acids)
Source: RefSeq, a predicted model, not a curated record
AUGCUGCACGAUAUUUCAAGUACAACCUUGCCCCCCCAUCCCCGCCAAGACCAAAAACCGAACCAUGUCCCCUAUCUCAAAUUCAGCGGCAACAAGAAACUCUUCACGACGUGGAAAUCAAGAAUCGUCGCCCACCUCAACUCAAUCACGGACGAGAAGGACUUCGAAUGCGUCGACAAAGGGCAACGGCCGUACCUCAUGCCGUAUGCCGUUUGGCUCCAAUUCCGCCCCGUGGUCUCGCAGGCACUAGUCACCGCGCUUCCAUCGGAGUAUUUUGGGUCAAGUGUGAUUCAAACUCAUGACGGGUUUAAGCUGCCUGUCAUUGAGACAAUGCACAAGCAAAUCUUUAGCAACAAGAGUAGCAAAGAUAUUGCGGCCAUGUCAAAGUUGACUGUGAUGGGCGAAAGAAAGCGUCCUAUUGCGGAUAAUGAGGUGAAGAAGACUAAGGUGUCGUCCUACACUGAAUGCUUCUACUGUUAUGGCACUGCGAAUGUCAAUGGCACUAGCCACAUGAAGGCGACCUGCCUUCUUCGCAUUAGCGAUGAGAAGUAG